AUGUGUCCUUCUUUCUUCUGCAAGUUGGCCGACCUUUUUGAGCAACGCAAGAGCAAGGGACGUGGCUCGAUAUUCCUCGUCCAGAAAAGAUUAUCCUACGGCCAAGAAACGACCUCGGCGCCACCAGCCAGCGAUGAAUCCUUCUCCGACCUCCACCUCGCAAACCCGCUCCCUGUGAUUGUGCGCGCGACAAACGGCAAGUCGAAGAAACAUAGAGACGACAAAAUCAAGCUGUCUACAAUCGUUCAGCCUGAUGCUUUGGAAUCCUUCUACGCCAGCUACGCCGACAUCUGCAAAGGCGGUAUGGCCGCACUCAAGCCUCGGGAUCGGAGUAAAAAGAAGGCCAGGGCCAGAAAGAAGAAGGGAGGUGCAGUCACGGCCGUCGCUGCGGCGUGA
This is a messenger RNA of Colletotrichum fioriniae, 396 nucleotides long. RefSeq lists its product as uncharacterized. Gene Ontology annotation, cellular component: signal recognition particle, endoplasmic reticulum targeting. Lineage: Eukaryota; Fungi; Ascomycota; Sordariomycetes; Glomerellales; Glomerellaceae. Gene Ontology annotation, molecular function: endoplasmic reticulum signal sequence receptor activity; 7S RNA binding. Gene Ontology annotation, biological process: SRP-dependent cotranslational protein targeting to membrane. The record is from RefSeq and is a predicted model, not a curated record.